Molecule: messenger RNA, 1607 nt
Organism: Talaromyces stipitatus ATCC 10500
Lineage: Eukaryota; Fungi; Ascomycota; Eurotiomycetes; Eurotiales; Trichocomaceae
Product: DNA-directed RNA polymerases i, ii, and iii 145 kDa polypeptide
Exons: 2
Coding region: 129-569 (146 amino acids)
Biological process (GO): DNA-templated transcription
Cellular component (GO): RNA polymerase III complex; RNA polymerase II, core complex; RNA polymerase I complex
Molecular function (GO): DNA-directed RNA polymerase activity
Source: RefSeq, a predicted model, not a curated record
UCCGUUGCGCCACUGAAAUCUUUCCAGCAUUUCUACUUUUGAACGACAUUAUCCCCUACAUACCAUCCAGAGCUAUACAUAUCGCGCACAUAAACGGUUCCUUGCGCUCGCGUUUCAUUCAAGACAAAAUGUCGGAUUCCCAACUCUUCGAAGACACAUUCACAAUCACAUCGAUAAACUCGCAAAAAUAUGAUCGCGUCUCUCGCAUCAGCUGUACGUCAACAGAUAACUUGACGACCUUCACACUCGAUAUCAACACAGAACUCUACCCCUGCGCAGUCGGCGAAUCGCUCUCUAUGGCCUUGGCGUCCACGUUGUCUCUAGAUGGGAAGGAUGAGGAUAACGCCGCUAGUCGAGGUUGGAGAGAUGUCGGUAUGGGCGAGCAUACUCUCGCUAAUGAGUAUGAUUAUGUCUGCCAUGGCAAGGUGUAUCGUUUUGAGGAGGGUUCUACUUCGGGCAAUAUGUCCGUGUUUGUUUCCUUUGGCGGGCUUUUGCUGUAUAUGGAUGGCCCUUACAACAAGCUUGUGCCAUUGAGGAUCGACUAUGUUUAUCUAUUGCUCAAGAAAUAAAUCUGGAAAAGUUUUCCAGACGACCGGAGUAUUUGCAUCAGCGUUGGCGUUCUGGUUUCGGUUCAAUCUACAGAGAGAAAAUAAUAUAAAGCACAAGACAAAAAAAAUUCGUGGGCAAAGUUGGGAUUUUUGGCGGAGACUAUACAAAUGUCUACCUAUAGACUCUAUCUGAUCAAAUACCAUAUCUACUUCAAAAAUUUUACAGUGGGAAACGGCAGACGCCGAUGUAUCCUAGCCAUAAUCUCCAAGUAAUCCGGCUCAUUCUCCGGCGUCAGAAUACCGUGCCGGAUCAAAAAGUCAAGAAUGACCACGGCACAGUUAGGUUUCCAUUCACCUUCCUUGAGUGACUGUCGCACCUCAUCAACGGUCCAAAGACGGAAAUCUUCAACUUCGCUAUCACAGGGUUUCACUGUAUGACUGGCGUCUAGUUUGAUAUCGUAGACAUACUCAAUCUCGGGUUGUAGUAGACCCGUUUCGCCACCUGCGCGCGCAUCUCGAACGUAGAAAUACGUUAAUACGCCUACUGGACGUGCGCGUUCUUCAAAGACUGCAGCUGGUAUUGAAGCUUCUUCAGCGGCUUCACGAAUAGCGCAGGCAUAGGGAUGUUCGCCGGUACUCAUCCCGCCGGCAGCGGUGUUAUCCAACAUAUUUGGGUAAGUCUGUUUGGUUUUUGAUCGGCGAGCAACCCAUAGCUUCAUUCCUUCCUUUUCAUCCUCCACGUAACCCGUCAUGUGAACACCGUAGGUGAUGAUACCAAACAGUGGACUGGCGCAUCGCUCUAUUUCCAUCAGGAAUUUGCCUCCCGGCGCAUAGAUGGGAUACAUUUCGUUGCGCCAGCCUUUCAGGACCUCAAAAGUUUCUCGGCGCACGGCUUCAGCUAUGAGACGGGUCAUGAUCUCAUUACGAACUGCAGGUUCUGCAUCUGGUGCGGCCAUUAGAGUAACGGUGCGAGCCGUUGAGUCAACUUUCCAGUCGUUCUCUAUCCAAUGAAACUUCUCAACGAUGCUGUUCGGAAUGUAUCCCAGAACGGCGUUGCAG